Messenger RNA from Aplysia californica (California sea hare), 1728 nucleotides. Its product is annotated as ubiquitin-like modifier-activating enzyme 5. Gene Ontology annotation, molecular function: UFM1 activating enzyme activity. Gene Ontology annotation, cellular component: cytoplasm; cytosol. Gene Ontology annotation, biological process: protein ufmylation. Lineage: Eukaryota; Metazoa; Mollusca; Gastropoda; Aplysiida; Aplysiidae. The record is from RefSeq and is a predicted model, not a curated record.
AACAAACACAAGAUGGCUUCGGUGGGGGAGCUGCAGCAGACAAUCAAAAACUUGAGGGAACAGCUGGAAAAUGAACGGAGGAAAAUAGAAGAAAUGAAAGGUUCAGUCAAGAGAGAACGCAUUGAGCAGAUGAGUUCUGAGGUGGUGGACUCCAAUCCAUACAGUCGUCUGAUGGCGCUGAAAAGGAUGGGCAUUGUGGAUAAUUAUGAAAAAAUCCGUGACUACACCGUGGCAGUUGUGGGUGUGGGUGGAGUGGGGAGUGUCACGGCAGAGAUGUUGACCAGAUGCGGUAUUGGAAAGUUGCUGCUGUUUGACUACGACAAGGUGGAGCUGGCCAACAUGAACCGUCUCUUCUACCAGCCGCACCAGGCCGGGCUCAGCAAAGUGGAGGCAGCGGAGAGGACUCUCAAGGAGAUCAACCCUGACGUGGAGUUUGAAGUGUACAACUAUAACAUCACCACAGUGGACAACUUCCAGCAUUUCAUGGACAGAAUCAGGCUUGUAAUGAAAUGGGCCAAUCGUGGUUCGAGUCGGGCGUCAGUGAGAAUGCUGUGUCGGGUCACAUCCAGUUUGUGGUUCCGGGAGACACAUCUUGCUUUGCGUGUGCCCCACCCCUUGUGGUUGCGACCAACACCGACGAGAAAACGUUGAAGAGAGAAGGCGUGUGUGCGGCCAGUCUGCCUACCACUAUGGCGGUGGUUGCGGGCUUCCUGGUCCAGAAUGUUCUCAAGUACCUCCUUUCUUUCGGAAACGUCUCCUACUACUUGGGCUACAACGCCCUCCAGGAUUUCUUCCCCACCAUGAGGAUGAAGCCGAACCCUCAGUGCGACGAUUCACAUUGCCGGAAACAGCAGGAACUCUUUCAGAAAAGGGAGGCUGAGAAACCCAAGGAAGAAAAAGAGACAGAGGAGAUAGAGGAAGUCGUAGUGCAUGAUGACAAUGAGUGGAGUAUCGAGGUGGUGUCGGAGACCACUGAGGAGGAGGCUGAGGCAGCCGAGGGGGAGAAACCGGAGCUGACUCAGGGGGUGACUGUGGCUUAUACCAAACCUGCUGCUGCUGCUGCCAAGAAGGAGGAAGGCUCAGACUUUGUGGGGCAGACAGAGAUGAGUAUAGACGACCUGAUGAAGCAAAUGCAAAGCCUAUGAGAGAGAGAAGGAGAGAGAGAAAGAAAGAAAGAGCGCCUAGUCUUUGUCUGUUGUCUCGUGUUUACAUUCUCUGUCUGGUUGCAGAGACAGCUUGCUAACUCCUUAUCUCCAGCAAGCCGCUCCCAGCGGCUCGCGGUCGGAACCCCUGUGUCGGUGAGCUGCUGACAGCGACUCGGGCACACUCCUUUACGACGACUUCAACUUCAACAUCAAAUUAUUUUUCAGCAAUUCAGUUGCCAAAAACAAGUCUCUUUCACCAGAAUUUCAUUCAUUAGCUGGAGAACUAUCGAAAUAGGUUCACUUGUUUUGAGUUAAUGAUGAAAGUAGUGAUGUAAAUGUCAAUUUUAGAUGUGGAACCAAAAUAGGGCUGCGGCAUUGUGGGUUUACUCCCCUCGGAGAUAAAGAGUUAAUGUCAUGACCUCAGCAUGUUUCGGUUAUUACUCUAUUUGUGUCACGGCAUGUUGGAAUCAGGCUCGCGUCAAGUUUUGGAUAUGUGGAGAUAUUGGUAUGGUAUAUAUAUAUAUAUUGAGUGGCUGGUAGAUAUGUGCUUUGAAAAGAUGAAAGAGAGAGAGGGAGAGAAAGA